This is a messenger RNA of Megalopta genalis, 1835 nucleotides long. RefSeq names its product SET and MYND domain containing, class 3 (gene Smyd3). Lineage: Eukaryota; Metazoa; Arthropoda; Insecta; Hymenoptera; Halictidae. Gene Ontology annotation, molecular function: protein binding. Gene Ontology annotation, cellular component: nucleus. The record is from RefSeq and is a predicted model, not a curated record.
CAUCCAUUUUUCCAAUUAUUUUUAACUUGGCAUCCGUUACUCUGUAAAUCAUUGUUCCCAGCGACAACUAGCUAUCAUUAUAUGAAUUAUUUUACAAAUUCACUUGUGAUUAUUAAAAUAUUAAAAAUAGUCUUCGAUCCUCUUCCAAUUAAUUUAACUAACAUAAACUGAUGACAAAAGCACGUAGUAGCGGUGAAUUAACUCGUGUAGGUUAUCUUUUAAUAUCAGUCGUGUCAUAUGUACGGUACUUUAAUUUUUACUAUUGUCUAUAAAGUAUGGGUAAUUGUUUUACCUAAAUUGAAAUUUUAAUACACAAAAUCAUUGGCGAAAUUUUAUUCCGUUUCCGAAGAAAAUCGACGCUUGCAUUUCGAUCGAACCUUUUCCCGUAUCUUUCUUACGACUACAACAUGUAAUUUUUUGACGGAUUAACAUCUGAUUCUUUCGUUUGUAAUUUUAUAUAAAAGAUGAACGGGUGUGAGAAUUCCAUAAAGAAAGGAACAACUAUUUUUACCGCUAAACCAUUUGCUUUUGUUCUUAGUUCAAAGCAUAGGACUAGUCGAUGCGACUGUUGUUUAAAAAGUGGUAAACUUUCAAAAUGUUCUGCUUGUCAAUGCGUUUAUUAUUGCAAUCGUUCCUGCCAACAAGACGCUUGGUCUAUACACAAAACAGAAUGCCCAAAAUUGAAGAAAGUUUUACCAAAAAUUGUACCAGACAUGGCGCGUCUUAUGACACGUGUAAUCAUAAAGCUAAGUCGAGGUGGAGGUGACGAGACUGGAUAUUACAGUGAGAAAAGUUACAGAAAAUUCAAGGAUCUAAUGUCGCAUUAUUCGGACAUAAAAAAAGAUGAGAAGAGAAUGGAACAUUUUAUGUGCCUGUACAACAUUUUGAAUGAAUUAUUUGAAGAUGAACCUAUUCCAAGCAAUGUUGAAUUAUUGGCCAUCUAUGGCAGAAUUUGUAUUAACUCUUUUAAUAUAUUUGACCUGGACAUGAACAGUAUCGGUGUCGGCAUUUAUUUAGGACCUUCCAUCAUUGAUCACAGUUGUUUACCAAAUGCUGUAGCCACUUUCGAAGGUUCUACCAUAAUUAUUAGAACGAUACAAGAUCUUCCUUGUUUGGAUUGGUCUCAGAUAAGACUAUCGUACAUCGACGUACUGAAAACAACAGAAGAUAGACGAACGGAACUUCAGAGUUCCUAUUACUUUUGGUGUAACUGUAAAAGAUGCGAAGAACCAGAACUAACAACCAGAGCCGUAAUGUGCUCGAACAAAGCUUGUAUGCAUCCUUGCUCACCUGACGAAGGGAUAUGCGAAAACUGCGGUACAGUGUUCCCAGAUAAAUUUAAAGAAACGUUUGACGAGAUAUCCGACUUCACUGCCUACCAUUUGCAAAGUAUGAAGGAUACGGCCUACUUGGAUGUUAGCAAGGUGUGCUUAAAAAAGCAAGAGGGUGUCCUGCAUCCGCUGAACGUGCAACACGUGCAAACUCUGCAAAGUGCUUUCGUUUCUGCCAUAAGUUUGCAACAUUGGGAGGAAGCUGAAUCUUAUGCGAAAAGACUAAUUAAUGGCUAUUUAACAUAUUACGGUGAAAUUCACCCGUUGACCGGAAUACUGUAUCUCAUGAUGGGAAAAAUUCAAUUGUACGUGGAAAAAUCGAAACAGGCUUUGGAGACUUUGAAAAUAGCUAAGUCUAUACUAAUAAUAACACACGGAGAAAAGCAUACUUUGGUUCGCGAGAGUUUGAAGCCUCUGCUUCAUCAAGCUAUCAUGGAAGUAAUGUGAAGUGUUUAUAAUCAGUACUUGUGAUAAUAAAUAAUUUGUGUUAUUUAAAAACACGUA